AUGGAGAUUGCCCGCACCUCCAUGAUCCACGCCCGCGCGCCCCAUUUUCUGUGGCCCUACGCGGCUCGGUACGCCGCUCACCAGCUGAACCUCUGGCCUCGCGUCUCUCGGCCAGGGGCUUCACCGACCAGUCUUUGGACAGGGUCCCCUGGUGUUGCGUCGAGGUUUAGUGUCUGGGGCUGCUUGGCUCUUGUCCGCGACACCUCUGUGGACGAGAUCUCGCCUCGCGCCAUCCCCUGUGUCUUCCUUGGUUUCCCAGAGGACUCCUCUGACUUCACCUUUUACCACCCUCCCUCCCACCGGUUCUUUGACUCUCGUGACCUCCUCCUCCUCCCGCCCCUGCUCCUCCGGUACCCCCCCCUGUUCCCGCUCCAUCUGGUGUGUCCCACGCUUCUCCCCCCCCCCCCUCGGUACCCCUCCGAGGUCUCUCCUCCUUCCCCACAGUCAUCCUCACAGCCUCCGCAGCAGCCGUCAGCGCUUCCUUUACCGGCCACUGCGGACUCUGAGGGUGUUGGUGCUCGAGGUGAGGGCUCUGGCGGUGCUCGCUCUGGGGGUGAUGGCGCUGGAGCUGGAGCUGUUCGUGCACCUACAGGAGCCGCCCGUUCUGGGGGUGUUGGAGUUGGAGCUGAGCGUGCACCUGCCGCAGCUGCCCGUUCCGAGGGUGCAGGUGGUGCUAGCGCUGGUGGUGUUUCUGGAGCUGGAGAGUCUGGGGCUGGUGCUGGUGCCACUGGAGGCACCACGACUGGGGGUGCAGGUACACCUCCUACUGGUGCUGGUCGUGCUGCUGCAGGGGGUACUUGCCCUGGGGGUGCUCAGCCGGGUCCUGUCGAGGGCGGAGCCGGUUCCCCUUCUUCGUCUCCUGCCACCACUCCUCCUCCUCACUCCUACCCGACUCGACACCAGGCCCGUCUUCGUCUUGCACGUGAGGAGCAACAACGUUUGGAGCGUGAGAGGUUGGAGGUUCAGCAGCGGGUGGAGCGUGAGAGGUUGGAGUUGCAGCGGGAGCUACAGCAGUAG
Closterium sp. Yama58-4 is the source of this 1017-nucleotide messenger RNA. The record is from the annotation of a GenBank genome assembly. NCBI's taxonomy places the organism in Eukaryota, Viridiplantae, Streptophyta, Zygnematophyceae, Desmidiales, Closteriaceae.